Molecule: messenger RNA, 2079 nt
Organism: Apodemus sylvaticus (European woodmouse)
Lineage: Eukaryota; Metazoa; Chordata; Mammalia; Rodentia; Muridae
Gene: Arl2bp
Product: ADP ribosylation factor like GTPase 2 binding protein
Exons: 6
Coding region: 241-732 (163 amino acids)
Biological process (GO): positive regulation of tyrosine phosphorylation of STAT protein; maintenance of protein location in nucleus
Cellular component (GO): mitochondrial intermembrane space
Source: RefSeq, a predicted model, not a curated record
CGAGCGCUGCUUGCCCCAACACUAGCGGGGUGGCCCCGCGAGAGGCCGGCGGGCGCUGGGCCCAGCCAGGAGCCGCAGCCCCGGCCUCGCGCGAUCGCCGGGCGGGGCGAGGGUGCGGCCUUCUGCGGGCCCUUGAUGCGGUUGAGGCCGCGUGGGCCAGAGAGGAGCCCGGCCCGGCGGCGGGCGCUGUAGGAGGCGGCGGGGCCGCGGGCCCGGGCCGGUGACUGCGGCGCCCCUACGAUGGACGCCCUAGAAGAAGAGAGCUUCGCGCUGUCCUUCUCCUCUGCCUCUGACGCAGAAUUUGAUGCUGUGGUUGGAUGUUUAGAGGACAUUAUUAUGGAUGACGAGUUCCAGUUAUUGCAGAGAAACUUCAUGGACAAGUACUACCAGGAAUUUGAAGACACAGAAGAGAAUAAACUCACCUAUACUCCCAUUUUCAAUGAAUAUAUUUCCCUGGUAGAGAAGUACAUUGAAGAGCAGUUGCUGGAGCGUAUCCCAGGCUUCAACAUGGCGGCCUUCACAACCACACUGCAGCACCAUAAAGAUGAAGUGGCUGGUGACAUCUUUGACAUGCUGCUCACAUUCACAGACUUUCUGGCUUUCAAGGAGAUGUUCCUCGACUACAGAGCAGAGAAGGAAGGCCGAGGAUUGGACUUAAGCAGCGGCUUGGUCGUGACUUCCCUGUGUAAGUCAUCUUCUGCGCCAGCUUCCCAGAACAACCUGCGGCACUAGGUCCCACCUUCACAUGGGUGUGAUUGAUAUGACGUCACCAGCCCAGCGGGCUGAGAAAUAUGGGCGAAUGAUGAGGAUGCAUCCUGCAAAGACCCACUGUGCCACAGCCCUUUGUUCAUGUGAAGUAUUGAUAAGUCCUGGAAAACAUGACUGACCCUCCUGGCCCUUGUCCAGAAACUCCUUCCUGUAGUCAGCAGCCCUCAUGCUCCCCGCUCCAGCACCCACACAGACGCCUCUCCCAGGUGCUUCUGAGUGGCUCCUCUGGAGCAGGCCCGGGUUGGCCACCUCUCCUGGGGGCUCUUCCCCAGCAACAUGGUAGUGUAGUGUGUCGACCGUGUGGACACCACACCGUUGUGAGCCCUACAUCCUGCUGGCUUUAGCGAGUCUUUGUUCUCCCAGUUUUCACCUGGGUCCGUUUCAGGCCUCAGCCUCAAUGGGGCUUUUGUUUGGGCAUGUUGAUCUAGGGAGUUACAAACCAGCUCCUGUCCUGGUUUCUGAGUCUCCUGCGAUUACAGCUUGAGCGGCUGUAGGGAUCCACUGAGACUGUCCUCUACCCACAAGUGAAAAUGAACUCCCAACCUUUCACAGCGACUCCUGCUGGUCUUGAUGUAGCCCCACUGUUCUCUAUGACUCUAAGCAUUAUUUUUAAGAAACUUAUUUUUAUAGAUGAAAACUCAGGCUAACCUAGUGAGUGUGAUCUUGGGACGCCCAUGAUCAACCACUUAAAGAUCAAAGUAUUAUAUGCUGUGUGCUUUUUAGCUGUUAGUGCUGCGAGUGCAGAUCUGCUUUCUGAUUGGUGCCCCUUGUUGGGCACCAGUACAAACAGGCUGUGUGCUAGAAAUGGGCCACAGCUGUCAUAACAACAUGCUGGUGUGCUUGUGCAUGUUUGUGUGCUGUCCUAUCACAACAGUGUGCUGGGUGUGCUUGUGCAUGCGUGUGUGUAGUCCUUCGUGUAGGCCAGUGAGCUGGGUUUUUUAUUGGGGGGGUAGGGACUCUGCUGUUUGUUUUUGUACAAUCUCUCUUGCUAAGUUGGUGCUCCCUGAUCCAGCUCAAGCUGGGGGGAGGGGCAGGACACAGAUUUCUGGUCAUCUGUCAUCCUUGGUGGACUGCCACCAACCAGAAAGCAUGUGUGUCACAUCUCUAGAAAGAAGAAAAUAGUUCAAAUCCUAAUGUAUAUUUUUGAUUCUAACUUUUAUAGUAAACGUACAGAAGCCUCCACGCUGACGGCUUUCCAUGUGACCAUUCUGACUUAAGGGAUGUAAGCUAAGCUCUGGGUUUUUUCUGUAGCUGUGUGUCACUUAGUACUUUUGUAAAAUGAGUAAAAUUUGAGGUGUUUGGCAAGAAUAA